CUCUUCACAUUCCAAUGUCAUGAUCGAAUCAAUAAUAUUUUUUGUACCCAAAGUCUGAAGUGUUUUCUAAUCUUAUACAUUCCAAUUUACACUUUUUGAACGAACCGAAGCAUUUGUGAUGCGUUUUUGGAUUUACACCGUCGCAUAGACUGAUCUAAGUAUUAAAUGGCCACAUCAAUAGGCAGACGAGCCUCAGCACAAGAAGCUACUAUUCAGGUAGAAACAAAGUCCGAUGAACCAUCUCAACUGGAAUCCCGUUUUGAAUGUCCCAUAUGUAUCUACUGGUUGAACGAACCAGUUUUAACUUCUUGUGGUCAUCGAUUCUGUAAAAAGUGUAUCACUUCAUGGAUAAAAAACAAAACCAACUGCUGCCCCAUCGACAAUAAACCGUUGACCGAAAACGAUCUGUUUCCCGACAAUUUUACGAGACGGGAAAUUCAAAAUAUGCGAAAGUCAUGCCCGAACUCUUCAUUUGGAUGCCAAAUAAGCAUUUCUCCGCUUGCGAUGGACACACACAUUUUGGAAUGUUCGUUUCGCGAACGAAUUCCUGCGAUCGAAUGUACAUUCCGACAGUGCGGAUGCACAUUUAAGGCAAACGCACAAAGUGAAAUCGAUGCGCAUGUGCAGGAGGAAAUGGCGUCUCAUUUGAAUCUUUUAAUGGCAUCCUUUAAGCAAAACAUUUCAUUCGAAUUCAAAUCAAUCGAAGAGAACAAACUCUGGGACGCACCAAACAAAAAUACCAACGGAACCGAAGAUCUGCUCAAAGCUCUCUACGAACGAAUCGUUGUGCUGGAACAGCAGAAUCGCGAAAAGGAUGCCAAAAUCGAUAAGUUAACGCUGGACAUGUCAAAGGCCUGUCUUUCCAGCGACAUUCUGGCGCGUUAUAGUAACGGAGUCCUGGUCUGGCAAAUAACACAAUUUCACAGCAAAAUCAAAUCGAUGCGAGCCGAUCCGAAUAAAAUGUACUACAGCAAUGAGGUGUUCACGUCGCCUCACGGAUAUCGGUUCUGUGCGCGGAUAAAAAUAUCACCGGAAAUGAAGGAUCACAUCGGCCUACAUAUACACCUCAUGCGAUCGGAUAACGAUUUUCAUUUGGAUUGGCCAUUCCGCGGACGGAUACGAAUCAGCACGAUCCAUCGAAAUCUGAACGAAACCAGACACGAGACAAUAAUGUCCAAACCGGAUAUCCUGGCAUUCCAUCGUCCCACACAAGAAAUCAGUCCCCGUGGAUUCGGAUUCGUUGACUAUGCGAACAUAAGCGAACUGAUCAACAAGGGCUUCAUCAUCAUGGACACAUUGAGUCUCAAAAUCGAGUUGAAUAUUGUUUGAGGUGUAAAAUGACGGAAAAUGACCGCAGUUGUGAUUUUGCAUUAGUUUUGGUAGAAAUGUGAUGUAAUUUUUGUCGGUGUGUGUAUAACGCUCUAGUUGAAUAAUAUCGUGAUUUUGUAGAAGAACCACCCCACCCCUGAUAUGCCUGUUUUGUUUUACUUAAAAUUGCAUUAGCAGCGGACGUUUAUAGAUCCUUAGUUCUUAGCCCGUCCAAAAAAAAAAAUUGUUACACAGCAGACGAGACGGCAUAGUUUCCAAUAAAAAAGAAAGUGCAAAACAAA
Messenger RNA from Bradysia coprophila, 1610 nucleotides. RefSeq names its product TNF-receptor-associated factor 6 (gene Traf6). Gene Ontology annotation, molecular function: protein binding; ubiquitin protein ligase activity; metal ion binding. NCBI's taxonomy places the organism in Eukaryota, Metazoa, Arthropoda, Insecta, Diptera, Sciaridae. Gene Ontology annotation, cellular component: plasma membrane signaling receptor complex. Gene Ontology annotation, biological process: lipopolysaccharide-mediated signaling pathway; protein ubiquitination; regulation of canonical NF-kappaB signal transduction. The record is from RefSeq and is a predicted model, not a curated record.